This is a messenger RNA of Melampsora larici-populina 98AG31, 600 nucleotides long. RefSeq lists its product as uncharacterized. The transcript has 2 exons. Lineage: Eukaryota; Fungi; Basidiomycota; Pucciniomycetes; Pucciniales; Melampsoraceae. The record is from RefSeq and is a predicted model, not a curated record. Bases 114 to 314 code for a protein of 66 amino acids.
CCAACAUUCCACAGUUCGCGACUCACAUCAGGACAAUUGUCAUUCCUGGUUUUUCUGAAGAUACGCAUCAACCGGUUGAUAUCAUGAUACCAGAAGUCCUAUAUGUACCUACCAUGACUGUGAAUUUAUUAUCUCUUAGUCAGUUGUGUAUGAACGGAGCGGCAUUCUCUGGUUCUGCUGAAAGCAUUACAGUCUUGGGUAUGAAUGGAGGUUCUUAUUUUGUAUGUGUUAAAACAUUGGAUGGGAGCUUAUGGGAGACCAAGGUCACCUCAACUAUCAUGCAAUCAACAAACAGCGGCAAGAGGCGAUAUUGAUUUAUCUUCAUCUAUCAAAUCUUCUUCUCAUGUAUCCUGUAUCACUUGUCAACGCGCUAAGAUCGCUAGGCUUCCUUUUAAAUCUCAUUUCCCAGUUUCAACUCAAAUUCUCAACCGAAUUCACUCAGAUGUGAUUGGUCCUUUUCCUGUUUCUCUUGGAGGUUCUCGUUAUUUGGUUACGUUUAUUGAUGAUUGCUCAAGAUAUUGUGUUGUCUUUCCUAUUAAAAACAAAUCUGAUGUUUUUGAUUGUUUUGUGAAAUUUAAGACUCAAGUAGAAUUGUUGUUC